GAUGAACUCAGAGCAACGACAGAAACUUGCCAAGGAGCGGAGGGAGGAAAGAGCCAAAUAUAUCGAACAACAAACUCAGCUGCAAGCUGCUAAGAAGGCCCAGUGGCUGGAGAAGGAGGAGAAGGCCCGACGUCUGAGGGAGAGCCAGCUGGAGGAUCGCAGGAGGAAGCUGGAGGAGCAGAGGCUGAAGACUGAGAAACGCCGAGCCCUGCUGGAGGAGAAACAGAGACAGAAACUAGAGAAGAACAAGGAGAGAUACGAGUCUGCUAUCAAGCGGUCGACAAAGAAGACGUGGGCAGAGAUCCGGCAGCAGAGGUGGUCCUGGGCGGGCGGACUCAACCAAACCUCCCGCAGAGAAAGCAGAUGCUCGGCCUCCACGGUCAACUUGCCGAGACAGGUGGACCCUGUCAUUAACAACAGGCUGUCCAAGUCCUCUGCCACGCUCUGGAACUCCCCCAACAGAAGUAAGGACGACCCGACGUCAAUGUCCAACCAGGCUCCCUCCACCCUUCCCUUUCCCUUCCUCUUCAUCCCCCACCUCCUCCUCCUCCUCCUCUAAUCUGGUUUUUGAUUUUUCUUCUUGAUUUAUUAUAACUGUCGUCUCUGGUGGCCUGCCUGCCUGCCUGUGCUUGGUGACUUGGUCAUUUACCACCUACUCCCUCCUCUUAUCACGCUCUGGGUCUCGUAUGCAUCGUGUUUUUUAUUUUUAUUUUUUUAUUUCAGUUGGUGGUGUUCAUUGAUUUGAGUGUCCUCUGCAUUUUGAUCAGCCUCCUCUCACAUCGACCUCACUGUGUCACUAUCUGUGGUAUAUUUUGUUUUUUUUGGGGUCAUGGAUUUGUUUGGGGUUCACAUUUUGUCAUCACACCUCCUUUUUCAGUUCGUCCCCCCUCCACUGUACUUGUUGGUGUGAUGGUGGUGGUAUCGGUGGUGGAUAUAAACGUGUCAUUGUUACAAAUGAAAUUACAACAACAUGUUAUUCCUAUAUUUAGGUAAAUGUGUUGGCGAGCCCUGUUUCCAUGGUGAUACAGCCUCCCGUGCUUGGUCAGAUAUUUAUAGCAGUGCAUUGGUGUUAUCUUAACCAAACUCACCACGUCCUCUUUCUACAUAAGAACAGGAGGCGUCAAUGAUGUUCUCAUAUUUUCUCCUUACAUGCUCAAUGUUUUUGCUUUUUUUUUUUUUUUUAACAAAACUUUAAAAUGAUAGUUUUACGCAAAGCAACAUAUGGUUUAAACAGCAACGUGUUUCUCGUCACAGCAGCAUUACGUUUUAUUCAAAGUUUAAAUGAUGUCAACACUAAACCUCAGCAAAAAAUAUGAACACAACAUACACAGUUGUUGGAGUAUAAUCCUCGGUUGUCGUUUCCUUCUGUUCUGAACGAGACGCGAGCAUGGCAAAGCAUUUGUUUGCAGAAAUAUGCCGCUUAUAUUAUACUUUAUUAUAACGGAUAUUAUAAGACUAAAGUAGCUCUGUCUUGAUGUCAGAUUGGUCCCGCUUCAUCACCCGCUGUCAUCACAGAUCAUAUCACUCACAGUGCAAUCAGCAGUCUGGCUCUCGGCUUCUGUAACCACCAUAAAGAUCCACAUUUGGCUCUUGAUCAUCGCUAACUCAGAUGCUCCGAUGCUGCAGGAACAGGGAAAGGAUAAAAUCUGGUACUGAAUCACUUUUCUGCAGAGCCGGGCUCAGAUAUCAGAUCUCAUGUUUCUGCCUUUAGGAGACGUUCUGUGAUGCUGUGACGUUUUUUUAAGAUCAGGCAUCAAUCUGCCUUCAGGUGAACGGUCGAUCAGCCGCUCUGCUCGCCCCCUUCUUUUCCUGCCGCAUUGGAGAGAGAGAGAGAGAGAGAGAGAGAGAGAGAGAGAGAGAGAGAGAGAGACGAGGAGGAGGGAAACCUCUGUUUCCUAGCAACAGGAGGUAGUGGCGUUAUCAGUUCGUCAUAAAACGUGUCGUUUCAAAAAUGAUCCGGCCAGCGUUGCAGCAGAGGUGACUUUUAUGUGCUGUUACAUAAGGACAGCCAGAACGAGAAGCCGUUUUGUGUCGGUCUCUGCGGCUCUGUUUAGAGUGUAUUUGUGUGUAGGUUUGUCAUCAUGUAUACCUUUGUGUAUGUCAGCAACACUACAAUGAAGCAUUGAAACGACGCAGUACUCGUAAUCAACCAUCACUAAAGAAAACAUUUUGUUGUUGACGUUUUUGAUUGAAGAGAUCAAAAAUACACACUCACUGUCGUGUUUGAAAUGGUGUGUCCAUCUGUGUGUUUUUAUCUCCUGUGUAGUUGCAUUUUUAAGGAAAAGGAUGGAAAAAAUUGAAUUCCAAAACCUGCAUGGUCACAUUAAAUGUAUGCAGAAUUUUUAAUUUGAGAUAAAAUUGAUUUAGCUUUCCUGAUGAGAGUUCGGUUACAAGAUGCAUCUCUAAAGUCUGUGCCUUAAAUAUGAAGCUACAGCCAACAGAUUGUUAGCCUAGCAUAAAAAGACUGAAAACAGAUGGAAUCAGCUAGCAUGGACGAAUCUGCCGAAGCAGAAUUUGUGGUAAAAAAAAGUGAAAUAUUAACUCUGAAUUAUAGAUUUCAAGAAGAGAAAGAUGGAAAUAUUAAAGCAAUGUAAGUUUCCAGCAUUUUCUGCAGGUCUGAAGUUUUGAAUUAUUGAAGAGAAACGCUUCAAACGUUUGUUUCAUUCAGUCAGCGUUGAAGGUUGAAGAAGUUUGGUCUCUUUUAUAAAAUAUUCUGUGUGAAGAGUUUUUAGAUCGAAGCUCUCACCCUGAAUGAUUCAUCUGUCACUACUCCUUUUUUUUUUUUUACUGCGGCUAAAAAGAUUCCCUCACAUGCAUCCAAAGUUUCUCACAGAUACUUUCAGACUGAUUUGAUUCAGCUAGAAUCAAAGAUGGAAACAACCUGUGACAUCAGGUUUGAUUUCCUCAUGAGAGAGUGAGUCUCCAUCGGUCAUCUCAAUGCACUUAGUUCAUACAUUCUGCUGUUGUUCGAUGUCAUAUGAGCUGAACUUUCAUCACGUUGCUCUUACAGUUUAUCAUCAGGACGUUUGAAGGUCAGACGAGUGUGUUGCUUUAAGAAUAAAUCGGACUAAUGAAAACACCCGGCCUGUGCACUGCUUUGAGUUUGAGUGAGGCCAAAUUUAAAAAAAAAAAACAACAACUUGGUUUUGUGAUGAUUCAAAUUAACUUGGACUCGCUCCUCUGUGUGUCUUUAUCUAAAGGCUGCAAAACAACAUGUUGCCUCUUGCUUUUUUUUUUUUAACUUCUGGCAUUUUGAUCGACUAAA
Labrus bergylta (ballan wrasse) is the source of this 3265-nucleotide messenger RNA. Lineage: Eukaryota; Metazoa; Chordata; Actinopteri; Labriformes; Labridae. The record is from RefSeq and is a predicted model, not a curated record.